CCCACGCCCUACCAUUUUACUCCGAGAGGCUGUAUGGACGACUGCCUUCAGUCGUUUACCGUUUGGCGCGAAAAAAACAUACGCACGGUGCGGUCCGCACGUUGGUCAGUUUAUAGUGUCGUUUUGUAUAAAUAGGUUGUUUAAGAAACUGAGUGCUCAUCUCUUCUCCUUGGUUACUGAGAAUCGCACGAGAGCUCCUUGUCCGAACUACGAAGAUAUGUACCGAACAUUGAUUCUGUUGGUGGCGUGCGCAGCCGCCGUGCUGUCAGCUCCCCAGCAGAACAGUAACAUCACCUACGUCAAACAGCACCCAGCGGAAAUAACACAACCCACUGCUAAACCCACGGACAGAGAAUCCAGAAUAGAAAAACUACCUUUAACUAUUCCAGGCAAUGUCGAGGAAACACAAACUAAGGAAAACCACAAUUCAGAAAGUAACAAAACUCCUUCAAACAAUACACAACCUGUAUACAACUAUUCAGACAGAAUAUACUCGAUAAAGACUAAACCAAAAACACAACAUAAAGUUAACAGCACAGAAAACAAUGUUCCUUCAAUAGAAGAUAUAAAAGAACCCGCAAAUGUUACCGAAUCUAACGAUCAAGACGUUGUGCCCACUGUCACUGAAUUUAAAGAUCCUGAAAUUGUACCAACCGUCCCCGAAUCAAAUGAUUCGGAUAUUGUUCCCGCUGAAAGCAUAAACAAUGACAGAGUGGCACUCAAUACAGAACUUGACCCCGAAAUAGAAAGUACGCAGAGUGACGAAUUCGUCACGGAGAAAUAUGAGGAAGAACCAACAGUAACCACUGAAAUUGAAGAAUAUAUCACCAAAGCGCCGACACCAAGGCUGUUGCCGAAACUGAGUUACUUCGGAAAGUCUUCGACCGGUUCGUUUUCGCAGAACCUGAUCGCAAGCCCAGGCAAGAGGAGGUUCAGGUCCCGUUGCCGGUGCGAGAAAAUAUGGAACUGCGCCAAACUACAAAUAAGUGUCCCCAGAUGUCCUGAAGAGUACUUCAUGUGUUGUUCAUAGACUUCGGGCUAAAAGUGCUAAUUUAAUUUAUUCUCGAACUGUUUUAGUGAUAAGCCCACCGAACAUUUUAGCAAUGGUUGCUUGCAGAACGCCAUCAGGAAAAAAUACAUAAAAAGUUGUUGAUAACGUUAUGUAUGGAAAACGUUUCAUAUUUUUUACAUACUUUUGGCUACUUGUAGAUAGCCUGGUACAAUUAAUACGCAUUAUUUAUUUCUAAAGUAACAAAUGGGACUCGUCCAAGUUACCUAGCAUUGUACAAAAUUAUACGUAUUUUAAUUGUAUAUCUUAUUGACUGUAUUUGAAAAGGAAUCAGAUUUGGUUCAUAACAUGGGUUGUCUCCUGAUCGUUUACAUAUCACGAGCCUAAUGAUUUCAAAACAGGCAUACCUCUUAUUUAAAGCAUAAUAAUAGUAAAAUGCAUGCCUAGUUCGAGUCACCUAGUUAAUUAUAGAAUGUACUUGUAGUUAUUAAUUAAGAUAAGGUCAAAAAUGUGUCAGAGUGAGAGUGCAAUAAAUAUUUAUAUUAA
Helicoverpa armigera (cotton bollworm) is the source of this 1555-nucleotide messenger RNA. RefSeq lists its product as uncharacterized. Lineage: Eukaryota; Metazoa; Arthropoda; Insecta; Lepidoptera; Noctuidae. The transcript has 2 exons. The record is from RefSeq and is a predicted model, not a curated record. Bases 218 to 1030 code for a protein of 270 amino acids.